Messenger RNA from Manis javanica (Malayan pangolin), 2648 nucleotides. It is a transcript of the gene CCT7, whose product is annotated as chaperonin containing TCP1 subunit 7. The record is from RefSeq and is a predicted model, not a curated record. Gene Ontology annotation, biological process: protein folding. Lineage: Eukaryota; Metazoa; Chordata; Mammalia; Pholidota; Manidae. Gene Ontology annotation, molecular function: ATP hydrolysis activity; ATP-dependent protein folding chaperone; ATP binding.
UGUGGUAGCCAACCAUAGAGUGGCGGAAGUAGGCGGUCCUCUUCCUCUCUGGGUCCAACUGCUCUGCGAAGUUUCUGGGGAUUUCUCUGGCGCGGAGCAUUGUGGGCUUGCUGGGCGGCCCGGACACGGUGAAAAGGAGAGCAGCGGGCCACUGAAUAAGCUUCCAAAAUGAUGCCCACACCAGUUAUCCUGUUGAAAGAGGGGACCGAUAGCUCCCAAGGCAUCCCCCAGCUUGUAAGUAACAUCAGUGCCUGCCAGGUCAUUGCUGAGGCAGUAAGAACUACUCUGGGCCCCCGUGGCAUGGACAAACUCAUUGUGGAUGGCCGAGGCAAAGCAACAAUUUCUAAUGAUGGAGCCACAAUACUGAAACUCCUUGAUGUUGUCCAUCCUGCAGCAAAGACUUUGGUGGACAUUGCCAAAUCCCAGGAUGCUGAGGUUGGUGAUGGCACCACCUCAGUGACCCUGCUGGCUGCAGAGUUUCUGAAGCAGGUGAAACCCUAUGUGGAGGAAGGUUUGCACCCACAGAUCAUCAUCCGAGCUUUCCGCACCGCCACCCAGUUGGCAGUUAACAAGAUCAAAGAGAUUGCUGUGACUGUGAAGAAAGAAGAUAAAAAGGAGCAGAGGAAGCUGCUGGAGAAGUGUGCCAUGACCGCUCUGAGUUCCAAGCUGAUCUCCCAGCAGAAAGCCUUCUUUGCUAAGAUGGUGGUGGAUGCCGUGAUAAUGCUCGAUGAUUUACUGCAACUUAAAAUGAUUGGUAUUAAGAAGGUGCAAGGUGGAGCCCUAGAGGAGUCCCAGCUAGUAGCUGGUGUUGCAUUCAAGAAGACUUUCUCUUAUGCUGGGUUUGAAAUGCAGCCCAAAAAAUACAAUAAUCCACUGAUUGCCCUUUUAAAUGUGGAGCUUGAGCUGAAAGCUGAGAAAGACAAUGCUGAAAUCAGAGUUCACACAGUCGAGGAUUAUCAGGCAAUUGUUGAUGCAGAGUGGAACAUUCUCUAUGACAAGUUAGAGAAGAUCUAUCACUCUGGAGCCAAAGUUAUCUUGUCCAAACUCCCCAUUGGGGAUGUGGCGACCCAGUACUUUGCUGACAGGGACAUGUUCUGUGCUGGCCGCGUGCUGGAAGAGGAUCUGAAGAGGACGAUGAUGGCCUGUGGAGGCUCCAUCCAGACCAGUGUGAAUGCUCUGUCGGCAGAUGUGCUGGGUCACUGCCAGGACUUUGAGGAGACCCAGAUUGGAGGCGAGAGGUACAAUUUCUUCACUGGCUGCCCCAAGGCGAAGACUUGCACUAUCAUCCUCCGGGGUGGUGCUCAGCAGUUCAUGGAGGAGACAGAGCGGUCCCUGCAUGAUGCCAUCAUGAUUGUCAGGAGGGCCAUCAAGAAUGACUCAGUAGUAGCUGGUGGUGGGGCCAUCGAGAUGGAGCUCUCCAAGUACCUGCGGGAUUACUCAAGGACCAUUCCAGGAAAACAGCAGCUGUUGAUUGGGGCAUAUGCCAAGGCCUUGGAAAUUAUCCCACGCCAGCUAUGUGACAAUGCUGGCUUUGAUGCCACAAACAUCCUCAACAAGUUGCGGGCUCGGCAUGCCCAGGGGGGAACGUGGUACGGAGUGGACAUCAACAAUGAGGACAUUGCUGACAACUUCGAGGCCUUUGUGUGGGAGCCAGCUAUGGUGCGGAUCAAUGCCCUGAUCGCAGCCUCUGAGGCCGCGUGCCUUAUUGUGUCCAUCGAUGAAACAAUCAAGAACCCUCGCUCGACAGUGGAUGUGCCCGCAGCUGCUGGCCGGGGCAGAGAUCGAGGCCGCCUGCAUUGAGAGGCAUCCCACUGCUCACACAGGUGGCCGGCAAGCUGGCUGCAGGAUGUGCUUAUUUUCUGUCUUGGUUAAUCGGUAUCACAAGGAAGGGGUAGUAAUUGGCCCACUGUGUUCUUACUGGAGGUUAUUUAAAUAAAAUUUAAGACUUGGAAUUCACUUGGCAAAUUAUUUAGGCACAGGAAUUUUACCCAUACCUGCCUUAAUGGUGGCUCAGGGCUUUAGUGUUGUGUGUACUCACCCAGUAGGUAGAAAAAACCAUCUUCCCUCCUAUCAGGAGCCUGUGAUGAGGCUCCUGAGUUCUCAUCAGCCUAUGGCUGGUAAGGUAGAACGUGGGUUGCUCCAUCUCAGUGGCCCUUGUCCAGAAGUCUUGCUUUGGUUGCUUCUUAGUCCCAGAAGUGGCUGGGAGAUGAGUUGCUGCCCUUCUGACAUCACCUUCCUCAGCCCUAGCCCAACUGGGCACUGACCCCAGACUUUCUCUGGAUUUGAGUAAAUGUAGUACAUGACCUGUGUGCCCGUUUUGCCCACAUACUCUUUUGGUCCCUCUUACUCAAGAUCUGGAGGUUGAGGGCUCUGUUUUAGAGAAGCCACAUCCUCUCAACUUAGACUUCCUGGAAGCCCACCAAGGAAGUGGCUGAAGGAGCACUAACCUGAUUUCAGUUUUGGGGUUCCUUUCCUUGUCUGAACAGUGGAAGUGUGGACUGACUGGCACAGAUAGCCUGGGAAUCAGCAGGGUCUAAACUGCCUCGUUUAUGCUAGAGCUGGCCUGCAGUUAGCUAUGGUUAAUAAUUGUUGAAACUAGAAAUGAAUAAAGCUGUCACCUUGAGCCAUUAAAGCUUUUGUUGCCUGAA